GGCGAGACGUCAAAGCAGUUCCUGUGAUAUCACAAACCAGGUGCCGCUGUGUGUCCCUGGAGGCGAGAUGUUGAGGCAAGAUGGCUGGACCCUCGACACUCCGGACCCUCAUAGUGGCGACGUUCUGGGUCCUGUGCAGUCUCUCCAUGCUGGCCACUGUGUGCAGCGACUCCACGACUGCCAGUGUGUACACCAUCUCGACGACUACUCCUGUGCAAACAACCGUUUCCACGACGGCCACGCUGCACAUUAUCUCCACGACGUCCGUCCCAGGAGACACUGUGGCCCCUCAACCUCGUCCUUCCACUCCACAUACUCAGUCGACCUUGGAAGAUCUGGAGUCUCAGUUUCUGUUUUCAGUUCCUGAUGGUCAAAGUGCACCGCUGACGACAGAAGACCUUCACCAUGGGUUUGUUCUCACGUCUCCCCAGGGUCAGUUCACGACUCCGACAAGCAAGGACCUGAAACUUGAUCUUAGAACCAAGUCAGCAGCUUCGGAAGCUUCAGGGUCAAGGUUUAGAAAACCAGAUCUGAAACCCAUUAUUGCAGGUUUAUAUUCUGAAGCUUUAACGACAGUGGGCCUUACACACUCAAGUAAAAGUAAGGCAGACUCAAAGGUUUUGACGCCCAAGUAUUUUGAAUCAUCAGUCGAGGCGUCUGAUGUCAGUCUAAAACCUUAUGUCGCUCAUCCACUGUUGUCAUUGUUAACAAAUCAAGUGAUGCGAAGAUCAGCUGAGUCAGACACCGUAUUGGCCUCUGACUCACUCCUCUACCUCCACCGUCCCCGUCAAGGUCAUGCUGAUGUGUCCGGCUGGCUCAAGAGUGGACCUGGCGGCGCCACGACAGAUAGAGAGAAGCAGAUUAUGAAGAUUAUGACGAGUCAGUUUGAAGAGGAGAUUGCACAAGUGUUCAAGGAUGUGGCAUACAGAGGCUCGUCCUCCAAGAGCUACCCACCAUUUAGACGGCCAGGCGUGAUAACAUCUUCCAGCAGUGGGAGUAACAACAGGAUAGAGAGAACAACAGCAUUGAGCGAGAAUCCUCACUACGACUAUGUUGCUGAUGGACGAGAUGAAGAUAUUCUGUCUGGGAGAAGAAAUGUAUCAGGUACUAAAUUGUCAGUAAAUGUGUCAAGUACCGCAGGAAAUAAGUUUAAAAAUGAACAUCAUGAAUCAGAUGAAGAAGCUUCCAUCUCCAACAACCCGACCACCAGAAGUGAUGGCAGAGCGACUCCGACUGAUAUAGAGAAAAUGUUGGAAGUGUCCGAAUACGACCAUGAAUUAUACGACUUAUAUGAAGGACAUUAUAGUGACUUCUACAAUGAUAACAGGAAGCCGGAAAUAACCAGAAGAGGCGAUGCUGGGGCAGAUACCAACACCUCACCAAGGAAGUAUCCCUCUGAGCAUAACAACAAUUACACGGACGUAUUGCAGAAUGAGACUUUGGCAACACAACAAACACCUCAACAGCAAUACAAAGCAACACCUCGACUCUCCUGGUUUGACGCUUUGUUGUGUAGUAACAGGAACUUGGCGUGGAUACUUAUAAACUUCUUGCUGGGGUUCUUACUCUUCGGGUUGAGUCUCCUGGCUGUGUACCGCCUCCUGAUGCUGAAGUCGUGCACACAUCUGCUCCCCCGGACACAUUUCGUUACUGUACACUUACUCAUUUUCAUCGCGUCGUUCCUCAAGGCGCUGUACUUGUUCCACCUGGCGUACGGCAGCAAAGAUAGACUGCCUCUGGUUCUCGUCCUCCUGUUAACCAAUACAGGGCUUCCAUGUUUCUCUUCAGCAUUCUUAAUCUUAAUGAUAAUGAUGUUUCUCACUGCCGAUGUACAAGUUUACAAACCAAAGCUCUUUACUAUGCAAAAUAUUUCUAUCUUUAUUAUCAUGAAGUUUGUUCUGUGUUUUAUUGCUGAUGUCAUAGUUGGAUGUGCGCACAGCAAGAGUGUGUUAGUGUUGUCUAGAGUGAUGGUGAUUAUUGUGGCCUCAGCUGUGGUCAUGUUUUACGCUCGUAAGCAUCAGAUGGUGGUCCAGGUGUUUCAAAUGUUGAAGAGAGAGUUUCAGGGGGAACUAAAGUUAUUGGUCGUUCCUUCCAAAGACUUAUCACAGGACAGACAGAUGGGUAUCAAACACAUACUGAGAAGCCGUCUGCAUCUUUGGUGUAAAGCAAUGAACGUUUCUGCUGUCUUUCUCACAUUUUUGUGUCUCAUUCAUCUCUCUCACACAGUGUUCCUCAUCAGCUCACAUGUACCUGCCUGGGCGUGGUGGUUGUUUCAUAUCUCUGGGUGUUUGGUGGAGACACUGUUGGCUGUCACAGUGUGUGUGGCUGCGGCCUUAACUCAGCGAUAUGAUGAAAAAAUUCACUUCCUCUACAGCUUUUUGGUUCCCUCAAGUCUACUACGAAGUGAAAAAGCAGUCAAGUCAAAGGAAAGAAACGGUAAUGUAAUAUAUCAAAGAGUUUCAUUCUCAAGUGGAACCGAGAGUACCCAGUACACCACCUGUUUCCCAGAGGCAGGACCCACACGCUGUGAUCCACCCUCAAGAACCCCAAAAGCCCCCAGACGACGUGGCGCUACAGUCAAAAGAUCUGCCACAUUCAGCCACGGGCCCCAACACCAGUAUGGUCCAGGCCAGGUUUAUGGGCCUCCAAUGACUCAUGCCCAAGUUCUUCGGACAGGUUCAGCCUCCCAGAUACCCAUAUACAGUACAGGUUCACACGUGUCUAUUUAUGGCCCGAGUCUGGUUUCUCAGGUACCCAUCUACAGCCCACCCAGCGUCGCCUCCAUGUUGGUACACGAGGAUGGUUUUGUGAGGAUCAGAACACAGUUGGAUCCUCGUCAGGCAAACCAAAUGGUAUAUAACUCUCAGAGCAGACUACAAGAUCCUCGCAUCCAGGGAUCAACUCCCCAGCUUCAUGGGUCGUCUCCACAACAACUGAACGGUCUUGGAAGGCAAGAAAGUUUUUAUCAAAGUUUGUCACGCAAGAGAAGGAACUCUCGUAGCUCAGACAUUCUUCAGAAUAAUAUCGACGUUCCUGAGAGUGAUUACCUUUCUUCUCCCAGCAGCAGAAGAAGUUACAUACAUCAUCCUAACCUGCCGCCGCCACUCACCCAAGAGACACCAGAGCCAGACUACCAAAGUCUCUCCCGGAGGAGGAGGAGGAGGAGCUCCAGGGACCCCAACCUCCAGCAUCACAACAACAUUGAGAAAGAAAAUAAUGACUAUCACAGUCUCUCCAGAAGGAGGAGGAGCGCCCGAGAACACCCACUUUGCCACAUGAAUAACCUUGACAGACCUGAGAGUGACUACCACAGUCUUACCCGGCGUCAAGUGUCUCAGGAGGAUAACAACUACCCGCCAGGAGUUGAGGUUGAUCACCACGUUGUUCCUGGCACAAGAAGGAGUGUCCGUGAGCCAAUACUUCCUCCAUUAAAUUUCUAUGAGGAACCAAGUGUUAACUAUCGUCUGCCGCCACACUGUGGCAGCCCAUCAACACGGCAUAAAAUUUCUAACUUUCCGACCUCUCCCACCGAAUCACCCGUCCACACCUACCUCUGCUCCUCUCCUGGCAACUCAAGGAGAGCGGCUCAGUUUCCUAAGCCCUUCGUGCGUGCAGGAAGCAAUGCAAGCCUUCAGGGAGAGGAAAACUACCACUGGGACCACCUCCCACGGGGUAAUCCUGUAAGACGUAACCACUCCUCGGCUGGCUACUUCCCCUCCAGGAACAUGGCACCUCCCAGCCCCUCCCUGACGGACACCCACAGGUACGGCUCCCUCAGACUUGGGGUCGUCAGGAAACGACAGCCAGGGUACGUGAUCAACACGAACACCAGCAAGAUGUUUAACAAGUACCGUGGCGACAGGUACCUUGAGACUAAAGAUGCCUUAAGUGAUUUAAGGAACGACUCAGUUGGUCCUGACCAAAAGGCUGCGGUGAAUGGUCCUUCUGGCAGAGGUCCAGCCGAGGACUCGGACACAACACGAGAUACGAAUGAGAGAGAGUGUCCGAGUAGACAGAGUGAGAGAAGAGGAAAGACAGGUAGAAGUGGUGAUCAAGACUGGGCAUUAGAACUUAUCAAAAGUAGUUCCAUCUUGACUGACUUUUAUUCCUUAGAGAAACCUGAAGACAAUAUCCCUGAGGAGGGGGAGAUGGUGUCCGAGGAUAAAGAUAAUGGAUGAAUUGAUGUCUUGUGAUUGUGUCAGUGAGUUUGAGCAUAAGUUGAUAGUUUUAAGUCGAAGACACAAACAAAUAUUAUUUAUAAACUUUAAAUGAACUAGAAUUUUUUUUUUCACUUUUUGCAUUUUUAGUUAUUGGUUGUCAAAAUGAUUGUUUUUUUUUUAAAUUGCGAUUGAAGAAGGUAAAUAAUUUCCUUAAUUAAUAUAACAAAUUAUGAAAAAGUUUUGUGUCUUCUUGAAAAUUGAUCUUGUGUCAGAGGGUUAAGAAUCACAGAUCAUCAUUCCUCAUAUCUGAAGAUGUAACAUAAAACCUAACUGGAUAACUUAAGCUAAAGCACAAGAAAUAUCUACAAGUAAAAGUAUAAAACGACCCUGAGAGUCUUUCUUAACUAAAUAUAUUCGCUAAAUAAUUCUUAAAAAAAAAAAAAAAAGAAUUAUAUGAAAAAGAUCCAUUACCUCAAUUUUGUUACCAGUUGAUUUUAGUGAAUGAAUCGACUGGAGGAAAAGGUCUCAGCUAUUUUCAGUUAAGGUAAUAUUUGUAUUAUACCUUAAGUCAACCAGGUUAGUAUUAUCUUACAUCUAUCACUUACGAGAUCUGAUCAUCUUAUGAACCUCUGUGACUCUGGACCACAACGUCAAUGGUGAUAUUGUUCAUGUACAGCCGUUUGCUCUUAUUAUAUGGUGAGGACUGAUACUCGAGUCCCCACCAUGUGCAGCACCACACUACCCAGGGACCAGAGUCUCAAAUAUCCCUAUGUUAUUUUCUUUCCUCUUAGCUGAGCAUAAGAGAACACACUGUAGUGACGAUUGACUUUUAAGAAACUUUAAUAUUAUUUUGACAGACAGAUCGUCCAUAAGAUUAAUAAUGACAAUAAUAAUGACAAAAAAAUCAUGAUAAAAUGCCACUAUCAAUGGUACUCAGAUUAUAAUGUACUCUAUUAUACAAUGUAAAUGAAUUGAAGUUGUGGAAAAUCACCAUAAAUCCACAAUCUUAUACAAUACAAAUGAAUAUUGUCACACUUGAAUAAACACUUCAGUUUGUCCUGUGGUGGGUCAACUCUCUUAAUGACUAAACCAGCAACCAAUCAAAGUCAAUGACCAGUUACUGAGGAAGCCAGGAAAAGUUAAUGAGUGAAGCGGUAGUGUUCUCCUGUCACCAACUGAGGGGAAGAACUUAUCAUGGUUACCUUUGACGACACACACACACACACACACACACACACACACAGCGCCACACACACACACACACACACACACACACACACA
Molecule: messenger RNA, 5441 nt
Organism: Homarus americanus (American lobster)
Lineage: Eukaryota; Metazoa; Arthropoda; Malacostraca; Decapoda; Nephropidae
Source: RefSeq, a predicted model, not a curated record